AUGUCUGCGACCACAACCCUCCGCCGCGCCACAAGAGCAGACCUGCCGCGCAUGACGCGCAUGCUGGUAGACGCAUUUGCCCCAGGCCCAUGGGGCCGGCUCCUCUUCCCCGAGCACCUGAGGCGCAACCCCGGCGACCAGGACGAGGUCGCGUGGCGCCAGUACACCAUAGCGGCAGGGCUCGACUCCCCAGCCCGGGAGACCAUCGUAGCCUGCCAGGGGGACGAGACCGUCGGCUGGGCCCAGUGGAUCGACCUGGCCGCCCCAAAGGGCAGCGGCCUAAACCCCCAAGAGAUGAAGGCCAAGAUGGACCGGGACCUGGGGCCGAACCCGGCCGGGCUGGACUCGGCGGCGCUCGAUAUGCUGCGGACCGAGGGCCAGGAGCUCGAGAAGAAGUUUGAGGAGUUUCUGGGGGCGGAGCGGGCGGCGGCGUCGUUACAGCUGAACUACCUGGUCAUAGACCCCAAGCACCAGCGGCAGGGGAUCGGUAGGCUCCUGGCCAAGGAAGGCCUCGAUCGGGCGGCGAGCCAGGGGAAGGACGUGUGCCUGCGGGCGACUCCCGAGGGACGACCGCUAUACCUGGCGUUGGGAUUCGAGGAAAUCUACGAGCAAAAGGUUGUUGGCGAGAGCCAGUACGCGAUGGUCAUGAUAGCGCCUGAUCUUGCCAAGGCUAUUGGAUAG
This is a messenger RNA of Diaporthe batatas, 681 nucleotides long. RefSeq lists its product as uncharacterized. Gene Ontology annotation, molecular function: acyltransferase activity, transferring groups other than amino-acyl groups. The transcript has 2 exons. The coding region runs from base 1 to 681 and encodes 226 amino acids. NCBI's taxonomy places the organism in Eukaryota, Fungi, Ascomycota, Sordariomycetes, Diaporthales, Diaporthaceae. The record is from RefSeq and is a predicted model, not a curated record.